CGGCGGCGGCCCCGGGAGCUGCCGAUCGGCGCCGGGACAAAGGCGCGGCCGCCCGGCGCCCCGAGCCGCCCGAGCCGGGGCGCACAGCCGGGGCGCAGCCCGCGCCCCCCGCCGCGACUGACAUGAUGUUUCCACAAAGCAGGCAUUCGGGCUCCUCUCACCUACCCCAGCAACUCAAAUUCACCACCUCGGACUCCUGCGACCGCAUCAAGGAUGAGUUUCAGCUGCUGCAGGCUCAGUAUCACAGCCUGAAGCUCGAAUGUGACAAGCUGGCCAGUGAAAAAUCAGAGAUGCAGCGUCAUUACGUGAUGUACUACGAGAUGUCCUACGGCUUGAACAUCGAGAUGCACAAGCAGGCUGAAAUCGUCAAGAGGCUGAAUGGGAUUUGUGCCCAGGUCCUACCCUACCUUUCCCAAGAGCACCAACAGCAGGUCUUGGGAGCCAUCGAGAGAGCUAAGCAGGUCACGGCUCCUGAGCUGAACUCCAUCAUCCGACAGCAGCUCCAAGCCCAUCAGCUGUCCCAGCUGCAGGCCCUGGCCCUGCCUCUGACCCCGCUGCCCGUGGGGCUGCAGCCGCCUUCGCUGCCGGCCGUCAGCGCGGGCACCGGCCUCCUCUCGCUGUCCGCGCUGGGCUCCCAGGCCCACCUCUCCAAGGAAGACAAGAACGGGCACGACGGUGACACCCACCAGGAGGAUGACGGCGAGAAGUCGGAUUAGUGGGCGGCCGGGAUGGGGAGGGUGGGGGGACAGAGGGGAGACAGACAACGGAAGAGAGAGGAACGUUUAGCGCAAGACACAGUAGAGCUCGGGAUUGGCUGAACUCGGUAGUAUUUAUGGUAGCCGCCUGCUGGGGCCCUAGCCCUGCCUGUGGGCCGCCCCUAGCUUCGCUCACACCCCCGGCCUCCUCCCUCCUCCUCCUCCUCCUCCUCCCCCCCACCCCUGCAGCCUGAGUGGGUGAAUACCUUGCUCAUGCUCAUUCCACACCGGAGGCAAGCUGAGGCCUGGAGGCACAAACGGGAAGCCAGGUCAGAGGAGAGCAAAGCCUCCAGAAGCCCCGCACCCCUGCACUUCCCCGUCCGCACAUGCGCGCACCUGACGUCCGCCCGCAGGGCCCCUCAGGGCGCGCCCCCCAGCCUCUCACCCCGGCACUGCAUGCAGACAACACGCUAGCUGCCCCUUCCUGCCCUGGGCACCCCCCCCCCUUCCCGUCCUCCCCUCCUCCCCUUUCCCUCACCUCCUCUGCCCGUUCCGGAGCCCACGCCCACCUGUCCUCGCCCCUCGCCCCGCAGGAGAGGGGGCGGGGAGAGUGAGCUUAGCCAGGAGCAGGGGGGGGGGGGGGGCGGGCGUCCCAGAAUUCCCUUUCUCCCCUUCCCGAAUAAAGAUGAGGGUAUUCAAGUUGUCUUGGUUUUUAUUUUAUUUUUUUCCUUUCUCCAGUAUACUAGCUUGUCUUUCAAGAAAAGGGAUAUUACGGGGG
Acinonyx jubatus (cheetah) is the source of this 1473-nucleotide messenger RNA. It is a transcript of the gene TLE5, whose product is annotated as TLE family member 5, transcriptional modulator. The transcript is spliced from 7 exons. Bases 123 to 716 code for a protein of 197 amino acids. Gene Ontology annotation, molecular function: transcription corepressor activity; protein binding. The record is from RefSeq and is a predicted model, not a curated record. Gene Ontology annotation, cellular component: nucleus; transcription regulator complex. Gene Ontology annotation, biological process: regulation of DNA-templated transcription; negative regulation of canonical Wnt signaling pathway. NCBI's taxonomy places the organism in Eukaryota, Metazoa, Chordata, Mammalia, Carnivora, Felidae.